AUUUAUUCCUGUAUUCCCAUUCUAUCCUAUUCAUUCCUGUGCUUCCCACUGCCCCAGCUUGGUCUACCAUGGCUCCUCUUUGGUUCUACUCUUUCAUCAUGCUCUGCAUCUUUUCAAUCUCCGCUCUUCCUCACUCUCUCAAUACCUUUCAACAGCAACAAUUGCUCCUGCAAUUCAAAACGGCUAUUUCCAACAACAACAGCUCUUCACUGCCAGAUUGGACUCCCCUUCACCCCCUCUGUAAUUGGUCUGCCGUUACCUGCGAUCCCUCUUUCCACUCCGUCCUCGCCCUCAACUUAUCCUACAUGAACUUACACGGCACCAUCUCUCCUCUGCUGGGGAAUCUCACCUCUCUUCAAUCCCUAGAUCUCUCCAACAAUGCCCUCACUUCUACCAUUCCACCUCAACUCGCCCAACUUACCCAUCUGCAGGUACUCUUGCUCUACAACAAUCAAUUGCAAGGAACCAUUCCGCCCGCUCUCUCCGCUUGCCGCAGUUUGUAUUUCCUGGUGCUCUCCUAUAACCAACUGCAUGGCAGCAUUCCGCCUGAGCUGAGUCUCCUUACAAGAUUGAAGUUCCUCUACUUAGGACAAAACAAUCUUACAGGUGUUAUUCCCCCUUCUUUCAAAAAUCUGUCCACUUUAGUUGAAUUGUAUGUGGGAGAAAAUGGUAUCACAGGCACCAUUCCCAGCUCUUUAGGAAAUCUGUCUUCCUUGACCUAUUUAGAUUUGGCAGAAAACGAUCUUCAUGGCCCCAUUCCCCCUGAAUUGGGCAUGCUCACUCACCUGCAGCUGCUUUAUCUUUAUACAAUUAACUUAUCAGGCACCAUUCCCAGCUCUUUAGGAAAUCUGUCUUCCUUGACCUAUUUAGAUUUGGCAGAAAACGAUCUUCAUGGCCCCAUUCCCCCUGAAUUGGGCAUGCUCACUCACCUGCAGAUACUUUAUCUUUUUACAAAUAACUUAUCAGGCACCAUUCCCAGCUCUUUAGGAAAUCUGUCUUCCUUGACCGAUUUAGAAUUGGCAGAAAAUGAUCUUCAUGGCCCCAUUCCCCCUGAAUUGGGCAUGCUCACUCACCUGCAGAUACUUUACCUUUCUACAAAUAACUUAUCAGGCACCAUUCCCAGCUCUUUAGGAAAUCUGUCUUCCUUGACCGAUUUAGAAUUGGCAGAAAACGAUCUUCAUGGCCCCAUUCCCCCUGAAUUGGGCACGCUCACUCACCUGCAGACUCUUUACCUUUGGGGAAAUAACUUAUCAGGUGCCAUUCCCUAUUCUUUAACAAAUCUCUCGAAAUUGAGAGAAUUAGGUUUAACUCUAAACCAGCUGAGUGGACAUAUUCCACGGGAAAUCGGUACCAAGCUCUCCAGUUUGCAAUUACUCAAUUUAUGGGGAAAUCAGCUUAGUGGAAAAAUACCAAACUCUCUUGGAAAUUGUUCCAACCUCACAAAGCUUGAUUUAUCUAAAAACCAGCUCAGUGGAAUGGUGCCAAUAGAGCUGGGCAAGUUGAAACUCCUUACCCGGCUUUACCUACGUACCAAUCAACUUGUUAGUGAUAGCAGCAACACAUUGCCUUUUCUAACUUCUCUUACAAAUUGCUCCCACUUGGAAGAAAUAGUAGUGUCUGAUAAUCAUCUCACUGGUAUAUUGCCUCCAUCCAUAGGCAAACUGUCUUCCAAUCUCCACGAAUUGAUAUUAUCAAACAACAUGAUAAGCGGAAGCAUACCACAACAGAUUGCCAAUCUAACUAACUUAACAUACUUGAGGUUAAGCGAUAAUCUUUUGAGUGGCAAUAUUCCAUCUGGAAUUAAAAGAUUCCAGAAGUUGGAAAGAUUGUAUUUGGGUGGGAACAAAUUAGAAGGAAGCAUUCCAAGUGAUGUAGGCCAAAUGCAACAUCUCGGACUCCUAAAUCUUAGUCACAACUGGCUAUCUGGAAAAAUCCCUGAUUCUCUUUGUAGCUCCCAACAGCUAAGACGUCUUUUACUUCAGCAUAACAACUUGUCAGGCGAGAUCCCUGCUGUUUUAGCAGGAUGUCAAAAUUUAGAGCUCAUUGACUUAUCUUACAAUAAAUUAGGUGGAAGGAUACCUCCUGAUUUCAUUGCCAGCCUCAAAAAUCUGGUUUUCUACCUCAACCUUUCGUGGAAUUCUCUGGAAGGGUCUUUGCCACUAGAGAUGAGUAAAAUUGCAAUGGCUCAAGCCAUAGACAUCUCUGGAAAUCGGCUUACUGGGCUGAUUCCGAUUUCUCUUGGAGACUGCACAGCAUUAGAGCAUCUAAAUCUUUCCCACAAUGCCUUUGAAGGUGUAAUUCCAGAUUCGCUCUCCAAAUUACAAAAUCUCCAACAAAUGGAUCUUUCUACCAAUUCUUUAUCAGGUUCAAUACCAAUGUCCCUUGAAAGACUAAAAGUACUUCAAUACAUGAAUGUUUCAUUCAAUAAUUUGUCGGGGCAGAUUCCAAAAGGAGGGUUGUUUCCAAAUAGAACUGUUAUAGAAUUGUUUAUGGGAAACCCUGGCCUCUGUGGACCAGUGAAUUAUUCAUUGCCUCCAUGCCCAAAGAAGAGUCAAGAAAAGCAUUCACUGCUUAAAAAAUUAGUCUUAUCAGUUGUUGGAACUAUUGCGUUUAUAUUGUGCUCCUUCCUCUUACUAAUUUUAUGGAGAUAUAAACUUUCAAGCCAACUAUUCCAUCCCUCAAACUUUAUUUUUCGAAGGCUUAGCUAUCCAAAAUUUUCUUAUCAAGAUCUUGUCACAGCAACAGCCGAAUUUGAUGAGUCAAACUUGCUUGGAGUGGGUAACUUCGGAUCAGUCUACAAAGGAAUUUUGAGGGAUGGUAAGAUAGUUGCAAUCAAGGCUCUUAAUUUGCAGAAUGAAGAAGCUCAUAAGAGCUUCGACACAGAAUGCAAAGUAUUAGGGAGGAUUCGGCACCGUAACCUGAUCAAAAUCAUAAGUGCAUUUUCCUACUCUGGCUUCAAAGGUCUGGUUCUUCAAUUUGCAUCUAAUGGGAGCUUGGAGAAACAUUUGCACCCUGACAGAGAUGAUCAGGAAUUUUGUAAAUUGGGAUUGGAGGACUGUUUGAGCAUUGCUGUGGAUGUUGCCCAUGGCAUGGAGUAUUUACAUCAUGAUUGUCCUUUGCAAAUUGUGCACUGUGAUUUAAAACCUAGCAAUGUGCUCCUGGACGCCAACAUGACGGCCCUUGUGACUGAUUUUGGUAUAUGCCGUUUGAUUACUCCAAAUUCCAUAGAUUCAUUUAGUGCUGCAACAUUUGCACUCAAAGGAUCUAUUGGCUAUAUUGCUCCAGAGUAUGGAUUGUGGGGGGGUGUUUCCACAAAGGGAGAUGUUUACAGCUAUGGAAUUCUGAUACUAGAGAUGGUUACAAGGAAGAGGCCAAGUGAUGACAUGUUUGUGGGAGACAUGAACUUGCAGAAGUGGGUAAGGUUAGCUUUUCCAGACAGACUAGCAGAUAUUGUUCAUAGUGGGCUAUUGAGAGAUAUGAAUGAAAGCAUGGAAGACAAUAGAUGUCUUCUUUCUUUCAUUCAUGUUGGUUUGCUUUGUAGCAGUGAAUCACCAAGAGAACGACCUUCCAUGAGAGAUGUAGCCAGGUUCUUGGAGAGUCUCAAGACAUCUUCCAUGGGGGGUGUAGUUGCUUCAAAUUUAACAGCCACCAUAUCAGACCUCCUGCGCAAUACCAAUCGCGCAGAAACAUUGGCAUCUGACAGUCAAAGUUCUACAUUUUAGAUAUUUAUAAGCUCAAUUAGUAAGUUUUAGUC
This is a messenger RNA of Cryptomeria japonica (Japanese cedar), 3754 nucleotides long. Its product is annotated as putative leucine-rich repeat receptor-like serine/threonine-protein kinase At2g24130. Gene Ontology annotation, biological process: protein phosphorylation. NCBI's taxonomy places the organism in Eukaryota, Viridiplantae, Streptophyta, Pinopsida, Cupressales, Cupressaceae. The coding region runs from base 69 to 3722 and encodes 1217 amino acids. The transcript is spliced from 2 exons. The record is from RefSeq and is a predicted model, not a curated record. Gene Ontology annotation, molecular function: ATP binding; protein binding; protein kinase activity.